Lycium ferocissimum is the source of this 1451-nucleotide messenger RNA. RefSeq names its product acetyl-CoA-benzylalcohol acetyltransferase-like. Bases 73 to 1446 code for a protein of 457 amino acids. The record is from RefSeq and is a predicted model, not a curated record. NCBI's taxonomy places the organism in Eukaryota, Viridiplantae, Streptophyta, Magnoliopsida, Solanales, Solanaceae. The transcript has a single exon.
UGUGUCUUCAACUUCCCUAAAAUUCUCUCUUUCCCUUAGUUGAGUUAGUUCCAUAUUUUUUCCGCAUCCAAAAUGGUCAGCCUUUGUGUUAAUUUUAGUGACCAAAUUCAAGUUGAAAUCAUGUCCAAAAAGCUCAUAAAACCAUCCUCACCAACUCCUAAUCACCUUCAAAAUUAUAAGUUAUCUUUUUUCGACCAAAUAGUUGACAAAACUCAUAUGCCUGUUGUUCUUUUUUAUCCACACCCUAUCAAUUCUUCCACUACAACUAAUUUUAUGGUACAACAACUUGAAGAAUCACUUUCUAGGAUUUUGACUCAUGUUUAUCCAGCUGCCGGUAGAUUUGCACAAGAUAAAUGUUCAAUCAAUUGCCUUGACCAAGGUGUGACAUUAAUAAAAGCCAAGGUCAAUUGCCUAAUGGACGAUUUUCUCCAAGAGGCCAGCACGAAUUUUGAUCUCGCCUUGAAUUUUUGGCCACAAGGCAUUAAAGAUGUGGACGCGACUAGUUUGUUCACCACACCACUUAUGGUUGUGCAAAUUGCGAUUUUCCAAUGUGGAGGACUCGCUUUAUCUAUGAGCACCGCGCACCCUGCAAUGGACGGAUGGGCGAGUUUUACGUUCAUCUACGAGUGGUCCAGAGUGUGUAAAUUGGGAAUGUCUACUGAAAAGAUUAAUUUCAUGAGCUUUGAUUUGGCUAAUGUUUUCGGACCAAGAGAUGUAUCCACGAUGUUUGAAGCUUCUGCUAUUUUCCCUGGACUACGUCCGGACGCUAAGAUUGUGGCCAAAAACUUUGUUAUGGAUGAAGUCUCUUUAUCAAAACUCAGAGACAAAUUAACAAAUUGUAAAAAUCCAGGAGCCUUAUCCUUUAAGCCCUCAAGAGUUGAGAUGGUCACAGCGAUUUUAUGGAGGGCUCAACUCCGCGCUUCACAGGCAAUAACAGGGAAAGUGAAGCCUUCAUUAAUGUCAUUUCCCCUGAAUUUACGAGGUAAGCUUAAAUAUCCUGAAACAACUAAUCCUUAUGGGAAUUUUGUUAUUGAAGUUCCUAUAGCAUAUGAACCUAAAGGGACCAAUAUGGACUUAAAAGAUUUCAUAAUAUUGAUAAGAGAAGCAGUGCAAAAGACUGUUGACUAUUGUGGUGAAGCUUCAACAGAUGAAGUAGUUGACCUGGUGGCUAAUUUAUAUAACCAAAGUUAUGGAGGGCAAGAUUGGGGAACUAGUGAUGAUAUUGAGGAAUUUACAUGCUCAAGUUUGUGUCGUUUUCAUAUGCAAGAAGCUGAUUUUGGAUGGGGGAAUCCAAAUUUAAUGCAUUUUGGGUCAAGACAUCAUCAAGUGUUUUGGUUGUAUUCUACACAAUGUGGUAAUAGUAUUGCUGUGCAGAUGGAUCUCAAGGAAAACUACCUACACUUUAUUGAACGUGACCUAGAUUUUCUCGCUUUUACCAAGUUUUAAUUUUU